CAUACAGUAAAUUCCAUGAGAAUUCAAAAAAGGUUUCCUAUAAGAUCUGAGUAGGUGGGAAAUAAAAGGGUCCAAAAAAGGAUCCUGAAGGUCCAGUAAAAGCAACCUGUAACUUCUGGGUAAGUCAUCUUUAAGUUUUAAGAAAGUGUUCUAUGUUCCAAGAAAGUUCCAUAAAAGUGCCCUAAGAUUAGAAGUUGAAGGUACAAUGUGAGUAACCUGUAAGUUUACUUACAGAGAGAAAUAUGUAAGUUUCUCAAAAACUGCCCUUUUAGUUGUAGGAAAGUUUUGAGAAACUAACUAUAAAUUCAGAACUAACUAUAAAUUCAGAAACAUCCUUCACAUUAAAUGAAAUACAGUCACGUUUAACGAAUUAUCCAAAUUCCCUUUAUUUAAAGCUUCUCUGUUGCACUGAACGGUUGUCUGUGAAUGCUGGAGUGUGAUAGCUGUGAAAAUAUUCUUCAGCACCGUGGACAGCGCUCCGGCUGUGUGCAUGUCAGGAUCUCACCCACAAACCAUAAAAGCACACCACAGUGACCAAUUAAGCCCGAGUGGACCCUGACGGAUAGUAGUGGCCAUAGGGGGAGGGGUCACGCAUGUGGCUAAGGAAGGGCGCAGAGGGCUGCAGCCAUUCAUCCACUGAGAAGAAGGAAAACAAAGCAAGCCGAAAACUCAGAUCAGAGCUGAAGUGAAUCGUGACACUCGGAAAGACGGGAGCAACGCCCACCGAUCAGUGCUUGAAUGGAGACAUAAAAUGUGGAGCCCUGAAAAUGCGAGCAGCUUGUGACGCGCGGGCAUAACUAAAGCCAUUUUUUUCCUUUUCCCCCAGAACACAAAUCAAGGCGCUCAGCACAAAGUCGUCGCAGAGAGCUUUGGAUGUACUUUGAUAUGCGCAACAAAGGAUGAGUGGCACUGCGGGCACCGAACGCGCACUCAUCCAUCCUUCCAUUGUCGGACCUGGAAAGAGUUUUUUCCUCAGUAUCAGCCUCGUGCAACCUAAAACUAAACAUCUAUAAAUCCGAGGAAACUUGUCAGCGUGGAACCUGUUGGCAGCGACUACAUUUGUUAUUUCCUCCACUACAAGUAUCUGAUUUCAAUUUCUAAUAAACUAAGUUGUACAUUUCAUUUUCCAUGAAAACCUGCAUUUUAAAUGUGUGAGUAACAUUCUCCCACUUUCUGCUCAUCUGCUUCACUCCGAAACGGACUUAAAUUAUUUAGACGAGUCAGCACAUUUCGGAUGAGGAUGCUCACUGUAAGCGGGAAAGCUUCAAGGAUUUCGUGCAGAAUAAAGAGAUUUGUCCCCAGCUGUAGAGAGAAUGGCUUCUAAAAACCGACUGGUGGUUAUGGUGAGCAGGUUGCUUUCAGGCUAAAGAACUUAAACCCAGGCGGAAAAAUGCCAAGUUUUAGGACAUCUUUAUUCAGAUCGCAGACAAAGUAAGAGAGGAGACAAGAAUAAGAACGGAGGAAAGAAUAAGGUCUGUCAGCACUGUUUUAUUUAGUUGGAAGCAAUUUUUUAAGAUCUGCACAGUUUGUUGGGGGAGGACAGAGAGACCAACAGGCGAUCCGAAAAGCAGCUUGUUGAUGGCACUGCGCACAGGGAGGACUUGGUUCGGGCAGGUCUUGCGCAGGGUCUCUCGUCUGCAGGGCUCUUGGGCCAGGCGAUCCAGCAGUCUACUGUGUCUCUCGGCAAACCAGGAGCAGGAUCUAGGGAUCUGCAAUCGGGAUCACUACAAGGCGGGGGACUUCAGCGCCCACCGUCCUCAGAGCGCCUCCGCCUCCGGGCGCUGCCCACGCGGCUUUCCCUACACUUGCUGCGCCUUCCAGGGUCACCCGAGGGGACAUGAGACCCUCGGUCGCCGAUUCCUGUUGGCCAUGAAGCGGCAAAACGUGCGGACCCUGUCGCUCAUAAUCUGCACGUUCACGUACCUGCUCGUGGGGGCCGCCGUGUUUGACGCCCUGGAGUCCGAGUUUGAGAUGCGCGAGAAGGAACAGCUGGAGGCCGAGGAGAAGCGGCUGCAGGGGAAAUAUAACAUCAGCGAGGAUGAUUACCGCAAACUGGAGAGCAUCAUCAUGGAGGCUGAGCCCCACAGAGCCGGUGUGCAGUGGAAAUUCGCAGGCUCCUUUUACUUUGCCAUCACGGUCAUAACCACCAUAGGCUACGGGCAUGCAGCGCCUGGGACUGAUGCAGGGAAGGCCUUCUGCAUGUUUUAUGCUGUCCUUGGUAUCCCUUUGACUCUUGUCAUGUUCCAGAGCCUUGGUGAGAGGAUGAACACAUUUGUCAAGUACCUUCUCAAACGCAUCAAGAAAUGCUGUGGAAUGCGCAUAACAGAUGUGUCCAUGGAGAAUAUGGUGACAGUGGGAUUUUUCUCCUGCAUUGGCACUCUGUGUAUUGGAGCUGCUGCUUUCUCCCAUUAUGAGGACUGGAGUUUCUUUCAGUCAUACUAUUACUGUUUCAUCACAUUAACAACAAUAGGCUUUGGGGACUUUGUGGCCCUUCAAAAGAAUCGGGCCCUCCAGAAGAAGCCUCUGUAUGUGGCCUUUAGUUUUAUGUAUAUCCUUGUGGGCCUGACGGUCAUCGGAGCAUUCCUUAACCUGGUUGUGCUCCGUUUCCUGACUAUGAACAGUGAGGACGAGCGACGGGACGCCGAGGAACGUGCCUCCCUUGCAGGCAAUCGCAACAGCAUGAUUAUCCACAUCCAGGAUGAAUCGCUGCAGCAGAGUCGGCGACGACGAGAGCCAUACAGGAGGGAGGUGACUGACUUGCAGUCUGUGUGCCAGUGCAUGCACUACCGCUCGCACGACUACAGCAGCUCCGGAGGUGGGAUUGGAGGCUUGGGUUGUGCCUUUCCCCAUCAGAACUCAUUCAGCUCGCAGCUAAACCGCAAUCAGUACUUUCACUCGGUUUCCUACAGGAUUGAGGAAAUCUCGCCCAGCACCUUGAAGAACAGCCUCCUCCCCUCGCCCAUCAGUUCAGUUUCUCCUGGCCUUCACAGCUUCACGGACAAUCACCAGCUCAUGAGAAGAAGGAAAUCUAUCUAAAACUCAGCACUCACGGGACCAGUGAGUUUUCAUGUUUUAUACUGUAGGUCAAACAUUGUCAAUGCUGCUCUUCACCAGAUUUUAUUUUAGCACUUUUCCCCCCAGUUUGGUUGUAUGUAAUAAAGGUAUUGCUGGCAACAGAUAAAGAAGACUGGGUAGAACAGCAAGAGUCGACCCAAAGGAUGCAAAGCAUGAAGCAUGGAUGUCUAUUUUUUCAAGAAUUGCUUAAUUUAAAGAGACAAUACAUGAACUAUGAAACCUUACUUAUUACAGAUUUACAGUAUAAAAUUAAUACAUGAACUGUGGUUACGUACUAAAUGAUGCACACUGGGGAAAUGCUAUUUUUCAAAGGGAGUGUGCUUGUUUCACUUUAACUUGAAGAGAUAUUUGUUAUUAUGUAUUAUCCCAUUGCCUCGCUUGCAGGCAGAGAAUUCAAAAUGAUAUAAAGCAGGGUUUCUUUACCAUGGUCCUCAGGGCCCACUGUCCUUCAUGUUCUAGGUGUUUCCCUGCCGCCACACAUCUGACUUAAAUGAAUAGGUGUUUGACAGGCUUCUGUGGCACUUGACAGCAGCAGAGGAAGUAACGCAAUCAUUUUAAUCAAGUGUGCUGGAGCAGACACACAUCUAAAACAUGAAGGAUGGUGGGCCCCAAGGAACUGGGUUAUGAAACACUGAUCAAAAGCAUCAGGUAUUAUUUUCUAUAAGCAAUCAUUUACUCUAAUGGUUUCACCUCACGUAAAGCCAAAAUAUUGUUGCCAAUAUUAGCAUGUGAUUUAGAUGUCAUUUACUAGUAUGCCAUGGUUUUGUGACUUUCUUUAGUUUUUUUCACAGUUGGUGUAUAAGUGUCUUUUGUUUAUGAAUCAAAGGAUCAUACUGCUGUUAUACUUCCUGCUGAUCUACAAAUAUUGGAUUGUACAUGAAUAGCUUUAACUUGCAGACUUUUCAAGUUAAUAGUGACCUAAAGGGAAAGUCAACCACUACACUAUGCCAGUUUAUAGUUUUAGGGUCUUCCCAUCCAAAUGGUUGAUUUUGUAUUUUUUGAUAAACAUUAGA
Molecule: messenger RNA, 4088 nt
Organism: Girardinichthys multiradiatus
Lineage: Eukaryota; Metazoa; Chordata; Actinopteri; Cyprinodontiformes; Goodeidae
Gene: kcnk9
Product: potassium channel, subfamily K, member 9
Exons: 2
Coding region: 1579-3036 (485 amino acids)
Biological process (GO): potassium ion transmembrane transport; stabilization of membrane potential
Cellular component (GO): membrane
Molecular function (GO): potassium ion leak channel activity
Source: RefSeq, a predicted model, not a curated record